AAUUUGUUCAAGUUUCCUUUUCUGAAAACAAGCCAAACCUGCAGCUUGGAAUGUAUACUCAACUGUCUCCAUGGUACUGAUGUAAUACAACUGGUCUCAUAGACACUCCAGUCUGGGGAAAUGUAUGCCGUUUACGGCAUAUAUCAGAAAAUAAAAAGGCAGAAAGAACAUGACACAAAUUAAAUAAUAUCUGAAAGCCACAAUACAUUUGUAAUUUUGCGUCACUGGGAACACCAAAGGUAAAAUUUCACGUGGCUUACAUUUCAAUUUGACAAGAGGACAACUCUCAGACAAAAGAACCGCACUGAACUUCACAUAGAUUAUGUAGCCUACUCUUUCGACAGAGAAUACCUUUCCCCGUUUUUUGUAUUUUUAUUUCAACGUGCAUUAUUUUAUUUUUUUUUAAUGCCAGGCAGGUCAAUUGAACAACUCUAUCUUUAACAGUAAGCACUUUUACAUGGUGUGCAAAAUAAAUGUCGAUACAAUCAUUCAUCAUUCUUUAACACGUCGCAUUUGCUUAGUGCAUGCAUCAACUAAAGUAGAUAUUAAGGCGUUUUCCUGUCUCGCGCUUUCAUUUUCACCACAUCAUUUCAUUUACAACUGCUAUCUGUCUGGCUCAGGAAGUUUUGCACUUUCAAAGAUAUCAGAUUCACCACAACCCUCUUUCCGCAACACGUCUUCCUUGCCCUAAGAAGCAGUUUUUCUCGACCGGAGGAAUGUUUCGUUCGAUAUACUACGGAAAAAUCACCAAAGAGGACACUGAAAAUCUAUUGGCAAAGUAUGGAAUGGAAGGGAGCUUUCUAGCACGCGACAGCGAGAGCGUUCCUGGAGCUUACUGUCUCUGCGUACGGAGGGCUUCAUUCGUCCAUACUUACAGGAUUCAUAGGUCUCCUGAAGGCUGGACCAUUAAGACUUCCCCCCACGCGAAGGCGCAGAGCUUUGAGACGCUGGACAAGCUUAUAAAUUGCUGCAGAGGAGUCACCUCAGACAAAAUGGCUGCCCUGCUGCAUCCUCUGGAAAGGAAGGUGCUGGCACAGGAAAGUCCACAUAAAGAGUGGACGUACAUGGAGAUGUGACCGGGACCCCCCCCCCCCCCCAACAGACCACACCUUUUGACAGGCUCUCCUCUUCCUCUGGCCCUGCUACAUGGAGAUGGCAGGGACUGUGUGUGUGUGUUUGUGCCUGUGCGUCUGUGCAUGCAUGUGCAUGUGUGUGCAUCGUGUAGAAAAUGGAAUGCACUGAAAUGUGAUGUGUGAGUACAGCAUUCAUCCAUACUGUAUAAAUAUAUGGUACAGGCCAAAAGUAUUAGGCUACCUGUAGUUAAAAAAAUAAAAAUAAAAAUAAAAAACUUUAGGUAGAGAAGAAUUCAGUUCAUAUAUGCACAUUUAUUGAAUAAGAAACCAAAGUAUAAACAUCCCCCCCCCCCAAUUGCUACCUAAACUAACUAUUUUGAGGAAGAUUAUUUGAUAUAAGUUUAUUUAAGUAAAACGAAUCUUUUUGCGUUAUAUUGUAGGUGGAAAUUGAAGAAAAAAAUUAAUACUUAUAUUAACUGAAUUAGUCUCUAUCUAAGGUUUUAAGGUUUAAAAAAAAAAAAACAACAAAAAAACACAGGUGGCCUAAUACUUUUGGCCUAUACUGUAUAUAAAUGUACAUGUAUGUGUAUAUAUAUAUAUGUAUAUAUGCAAACUGGAAUUAUGUUAAAAAAAAAUUUUUUAAAAACCAGAAGGAGAACUAUCUCUCUAACAGGUUGGCCUUUGACUCUGAAUGUCUAAAACUGCAUGCAUUUGUCAUUUCAAUGAAUGCAAAGGUAUUCCACGCAUAUUGCCAUCUGCCAAUUAGUUAGAUUUGUAAAUGGCCCUGUUAUGUCAUGUUUACAUUGGCACAGAAUUAGCAUAAUCUUUUUAGAUAUUCUACCUUCUUCUGGCAGGCAAGUAUUAUUGGAGAUAAAAGUGGCUAAUAGCAUUUGUUGGCCAUUCUUUUUUGUUCAUUCUUGUACUCUGAUGUAAGCUAUUUGGCCUUAUCGAAUAAUUAUUGUCAUAUCUAGCAUUCCAUACCUACAAAAUGGAGGAAAAAGCUUAUUAGCCGCCAUUUAUACCAUAUUUGACAGUAUUAACUGUUUUUCUUUUGAGAUAAAGGGAGCCAUUAUGUCACAUUUUCUAAAUGACUUCAUGGAAUUAAACCAAUUGCUUUCAAGUACGUUCCCCAGAAAAUUCUGAUGAACAUGUCUGAUGUUUUUUAAAUGCUGUUUUAUCUUUUAAUUUGGAUCAAGACUAUAAUCACAUUUAAUGACUUAAAUGAGGGAACUAGAAGAUUGUGUUCCAUUUUCUUAAAACGUUGCAAAUAUUUGGCAAGACACACCAACUGAUUUCUUUUUGUUCCUUGUCACAUAUCAGCAGUGAGAGUAUGUAAAUAACCCCAAUUACUUCAGUAUGAUGAAGUCUGUGCAGUUUUUUCUUUUCUACUUAAAUAAAGGAGACCUAUUCUUUA
Anguilla rostrata (American eel) is the source of this 2487-nucleotide messenger RNA. RefSeq names its product SH2 domain-containing protein 1A-like. Gene Ontology annotation, biological process: regulation of immune response; regulation of signal transduction. Lineage: Eukaryota; Metazoa; Chordata; Actinopteri; Anguilliformes; Anguillidae. The coding region runs from base 717 to 1076 and encodes 119 amino acids. The transcript is spliced from 4 exons. The record is from RefSeq and is a predicted model, not a curated record.